Molecule: messenger RNA, 1560 nt
Organism: Drosophila simulans
Lineage: Eukaryota; Metazoa; Arthropoda; Insecta; Diptera; Drosophilidae
Gene: Psf2
Product: probable DNA replication complex GINS protein PSF2
Exons: 3
Coding region: 751-1404 (217 amino acids)
Biological process (GO): double-strand break repair via break-induced replication; DNA replication
Cellular component (GO): GINS complex; nucleus
Source: RefSeq, a predicted model, not a curated record
GCCCAAGUGGUCACCUAAUUGAUCCUUGAAGGGGUUAGAUGUCACGGUGAUGUGAUCUGAACUAUUGGUACCGCAGUUUACACACCGCAGAUAGUUUUCUAGAAUUAACUGGCCGUGCCUGGUAUUAUCAGCUAGGGAACAUUUCACGGCAACGACGGCCACAGCCUCAUCAUCCUCAGCCUCCUCCCCCUGACCGCACAUCCCAUUCCAUCUCAUCGAUGUUGUCUCUCAAUGCGAUAAGUCAACAAAUCGAUGCUGUUGUUUACGCUUCGGGCUCAGCCUUAUAAAGAACAUCCCAAUUGUACACAGAAGAUUUGUAUUUCUAUUUUCGUUUCUCUAUCGAAGUUGUCUGCAGAUUGCAGUUGAAAUCUGCUCAGUUUGUGAUUCCAGCUAAUGCAGAUCUAACCUUGUGGUGACCGCCAUUUCUGGAGUUCAUUACCGGGCGUAUAGUUUUAUUUUCCCGGAAAGAUACAAGACCGAUAAGGCUAUCUAGUGCAUUUUAGUCUCGGAUUUUACGGCGAAGUGGUGCAAGGGAUUACGCCCGGGCAGCUUAUAUAUUAUAGAACGGAAAACUUGGCUGAACUUGAACGCUUGAUCAUGUUUGGCAUUCAUGCGCUUAUCACGACGCCCGGCUGCCGUUUUACGUGAUUCUUGAUAGUUGUCGUCGCUCUAGCCGGAAUCUGCAAUAACACAUUCGCACCGGGAGCACAAAUUAGUCAGCUCCAUUGGUUGCAGCGGUGCAGCAAUGCGAUGCGAUCCGAUCCGGCCGGCGAUAGUGGUAAUGAAGCAAUUAUGGAUCCUUCAAUUAUUGAAUUUAUUGGCGAAAAAUGCAUGAUCAGUAUAAUACCGAACUUCAGCAACGAGCCUCUGCACCUGAUAUACGGACCUGUGGGCCCAUUCCGAGCCGGUUUUCCCGUGUUCGUGCCCCUGUGGAUGGCCACGCAUCUGCGCAAGCAACAAAAGUGUCGGAUUGUGCCUCCAGAAUGGAUGGACAUGGAUAUAUUGGAGGAAAUCAAGGAAGAGGAAAAGCGCUCAAAGUUCUUUACCAAAAUGCCCUGUGAGCAUUACAUGGUAGUGGCCCAGUUGGUCAUGAGCACGGCCCCGGAUGACGUUCCCCGUUGUGAAGAGCUGCGCACUGUGAUCAAGGACAUCUUCGACAUACGUGAGUCCAAGCUGCGCACAUCGAUCGACGCCUUUAUCAAGGGAGAGGGCACAUAUGCGAAGUUGGACAACCUCACGCUACUGGAGAUCCACAGCGUGCGACCCAUCCUGCCCUAUUCCCUGGACCACAUAGCACGUUACCAGCGCACGGCCACCGCGUCUCAAAGGGACACCUCCAUGCUAAGUGCAUCCAUGGCAGGCUCCAGUUCGGGUCCGAACAGUAAUUCUCUGUUUUCUCAGUGAUUUUUCCAGUCAAACAACGUUGUGGAGGACAUUGAAGAUAUAGUUAGCUAUUAUCAGGAGCUUAUGUAGCCUGUAGUCAUUAAACCUUUCAAAAGUUCAAAAAUAUUGUUAUACUUAAAAUUAAAUAGAAAUGCUUUCAGAAUAUUAAAAAAUUAA